AUUAAAUCAAUGCUGGACUACCAUCCUGAUUAUCAGACUAUAUCCCAGAACUCUAAAUGAUGUUAUGACCUUGGGAAAGAUAGGUUUAGGCUCUCAGUGCCUAAAUUUAAACUAGCUGUUCCUAAAAAUAUGAAAGCAGGAAGAAAAUUUGAGAAAUGAGCUUAUUCAAGUUGUAGAAGAAAUAAGUUUUCAGAUUUUCAGCGAAGGAAUUAUUUCCCUAAAGUAACACCCUUGAGAGAGAACAGGCGUUAUAAGUCGAUAACAAAGGCUCCAUCUCCUAUGGAGCAAUCCUUAUCAGCCUCAAGCAGUUUUGAUAGUGAUGAGAAUGAUGACUAUGUAUCAAGAAAUGCUUCUCUUCAAUUCUCAUUCUCACCUAGCAAGGUGAACUUAAGUGUGAACAACGAUCAUUCUCAAAUGCAGGCCAUCCAAGAAAAUCCAGGCACUAAUCUCUCCCAUUCAGAGUCUUUUGGUUCAGUAGGUAGUCCUAGUCCAACCACUAAUGCAAGAAGAAUUAUGAAGAAGAGUCGAUUGGCGAUGUCAAAAAACUCCUCAUUUAAGAAGAAUUCCUUAAAAAGGACCGUUUCAAUCAUAAAUAAUCAAUUUAAAAACCUACAAGCUCUUCGGGAGAAGAAGCCUAUCAUUAUGAUGAAGAGGGUUGAACCUAAUAAUCUUCAGAAUGCUUCUGAAUUUAAGUUCAAGAAGUUUGUCAAACAGCCUGUUGAUAGCAAUCCUCAUUUGAAGAAUCUUCGAAGAAGGAUGUCUAUUAAAUAAAACGAAGAUCAUGAGAAUGUCACCUCUUAGCACUAAGAGGGGUACCAUGAACCUUGGAAGUAUGACCAGCGUCUCCUCUCUGAAUGAGAAGAAUGAUGAUGAAGAUAACUUUUACUUUGACAAAGACUUUCAGAAGAAAGUGUUCCCUGAGUGGCUAGAGAACCAGGAGGAAUUCCGAAAGCUUAGAAAGGCCAAAGGCAACUUCAGCACCAAUGAUAUCUUCGCUAUUUGUAAGAAGAGGCAUGUUGAAAGGACUGAGUUUGAACAUAAAUUUGUAAAUGAAUACCUUAAAUCGCGAAUUACCUAUUUCACUAAGAACUUUUACCCUGAGGCUGUCAAGCAGGCAGCUAUGAAGCUUGAUUCGGUGCAGAUCAAGAAGGGCCAAACUAUCUAUGAAGCUAAUUCUAUUGGUAAAGAAAUGUAUGUGAUCUAUAAUGGAGAAGUUGGACUAUAUAAAUAACUCACUGCUCCUUGAAAAAGUCCCUUAUAACAACGUAGUUGGCGAGAAAGUUAUCGAAUUUACCCAAGUCAGGGAAUACACAGCUAUAGCAUUGAAGGACUGUGAGCUUCUUGCCUUCACAUUGGAAGAUUUCAAAAAUAUCAUGACUAAUCUAAGCGUGGCAAUCACACAGCUAAAUCGAGAAUUGAUCAAAUAACUCAGCUAGUUUUGAGAAUUUAGAGACUUCUCAGAGAGAAAGACUCCUACACAUGGUUGAGAUCCAGAAAGUCUCCAAGGGAAAAACUGUAUAUAAUCAAGGUGAGGAGACAAAUGGGAUUUAUAUCAUCCAGAGUGGGAUGGCUGAGGCUUACUCGGUCCUCGACAUGGAUAGUUUCAGACAAUACCCAGUCGGCAUAUCGCAAUGGGAAAUAGAGAGGACGACCAACUCUGUACUAUGAAAGAUGGGCAAAAUUGCUAAAGGAGAAGUGUUUGGCUUUACUGAAAUUCUCCGCAAAAGUAAACUCAGGAUGAAUAAAAUUGUGGCUCUUGAAGAUACUUUCAUGCUGCAUCUCUCAGCUGAAAAUUUCAACGAGAUCUUUAACACAGAGAAUAUUCAACAAAUAGUCAGAGCUAGUAAGAUAAAAAACCCUCAGCAGGCUAUCAAAGAUAUUAUUGCUUUUCAUAAAUGGAACAAGAUUCGGAAAGAUGCAUCGGUGACUGCUGCUAUGAAUAGAGAGGAGAAGCCCCAGUCCUCUCUUGAUUUCAUCAAGAGAAUUCAUCAGAUACAGGAUUCUAUUACUAAGAUGAGUGAUCCCGAAAUAAUCAAAAAGCUAAACUCUGGGAAAGAUCUAAAGGUGAUUAAGAUUAAAAAAUCCUACAAGCAGGUAGAUGACCCUCAUUAUUUGAAGCUAAACAGUUUGGACGAGAUAUCAAAGAGAACAGUAAGAUUUGCUCUUCCGGACUCUUAUUUUGAUGAUGGAUUUAAGUAG
This is a messenger RNA of Moneuplotes crassus, 2199 nucleotides long. The record is from the annotation of a GenBank genome assembly. NCBI's taxonomy places the organism in Eukaryota, Ciliophora, Spirotrichea, Euplotida, Euplotidae.